UCUUCACGCGGAGAGGAAGCACGACGAGAGCUGACACUGCGGCGCGGCUUAGUUCGGUUCAAUUCAGCGGGCUUUACCGUCAGCUUCGUUUGGGGGAAGCGGUGAGCUCCGGACAACCUGCUCCGACGGGAGGGACACAUGGAGGAGACGGGCGGUGCGAGUGCGUACGGGGCUUCUCUCGCCGGGGGAGGCUUCGACUUCUACAAGUUCGUCCGACAGCCGCAGACCAUCGUGCGGGUCCUGAGCUGGAUAUUUGCCCUGGUGGUGUUUGCCACCAUCACAACAGAGGGAUACGUCAACUCUGUCCACAGUGCCGAGGCACAGUGCAUCUUCAACCACAACGACUCGGCGUGUCAUUACGCCAUUGGAAUCGGAGUGAUUGCCUUCCUGGCAUGUGUGGCCUUCCUGGUGCUGGACGUUUACUUGCCUUUCAUGAGCAACGCUCAGGAGAGAAGGUACGCCGUCAUGGGCGACCUGGGAUUCUCAGGGGCUUGGUGCUUCCUCUGGAUGGUUUGUUUCUGCCUGUUGGCCAGUCAGUGGGCUAAAACUCUGGAUGUCACCGGCGUGCCGCAGGACGCAGCACGAGCCACUGUGGCCUUUUCAUUCUUCUCUAUCACCACAUGGGGAAUCCUGGCGUACUUUGCAUUUAUCCGUUUCCGCCGCGGUGUGAACGAAGUAACCAUCCCGACCUACACAGAGCAGCCACCAGAUCAGCACACCCCUUACCCGCCGACCUACGCCCCCACCUCCUACAACCCCACCACCUACACCCCCACCACGUACAACUCCUAUCCCAGCAGUGUGCCCGACACGCACAGGCAGCCGCCCUUCACGCCAAACCCGCAGUCGCAGGGAAACGCCGAAUACCAGCCGCCCAAUUACUGAGACGCAGGGAGGUCACAUGGACCGGAUCAUCUGUUGGCACACUGACUGUAGUUGCACUGCACAGACUCCAAGCUGUAUCAUAUUGAUGUGGUUCUUACAUUCCACCUGUCGUACAAUUGGAGAGCCUGAGCAGUGCAACUGCAAGUUAGAGACGAGGGACAAACGUCUGUGGAUGUCAAGACGUUGUGAAGAAUGUUUUCCUCUUUACUCUCUGGGGGAACCGGAGAAUCCACAUUCGGGCGUAGAUUUCACCUUACAGAGCCGCCAUGUGCCUGACUUUCUUUGCUUAUUUGGUUCAGUGGAUGUGGGUUUUUGUAAAAUGUCGGUUAUGUACAAAUUGAGCAUUCAAGUUUCUCAGCCAUAAAAUCACCCUUGAGAAAGAUUUGCAAUCUUUUUGCCACAGUAAUGUUGCUCCUUGGUUUGCCGUCUCUUAAGACCGCUUUAAUGUCCUGCUUACAAUGGUGACAUGAGAAAACACAGAACCCCCGUUUCUUCGAGUCUGAUCCUUACGAUAUAACAAACUUAUGUGUGCCAACCUGUGGAGGCGUUAAUUGGUUAACAGUUCAUACUUAGUGUUGCCCUUUUAAACUAUUAGCCAACUUUCAGAUGAACAGGAGGAAGGACAAUGUAUAAAACCACUUAUUGAACAGGUUUGUCCACCUAUCAGAAAGAAUCCUCCCCCUUACGGCUGCAAACAGAGCGGUCACACACAUCCUGCGAGGUUUAGUUUACAGGGUUCUUAAGAUGAGCGGUUUAAAGCGGACAGCGGUGGAUGUGUCUUUACCAAAUUCAGAUUAACAUCUCAGCCUGCAGCACCUUUCAUCAGAGUACAGGUUUACUUGUUGCCCUUAAAUCAUGACCCAAGGUCCCAGUGGAUUUUUAUUAACAGACUUGAUCUGCACAUGACAUACCGGGAUUGUGUGUAUAUGUCAUGAUGCUAUUGUAACAAAUCAAAUACAUUUGUACAACAGGAAAUACAUGCUUAAUGAAAAUUACAUGCACUUUGGGGAGCCAAUCUAUGAAAAACACAUGAUUUGUCAUUGGUGCCUUCAGAAGAAAUGUAACAUUAAAGGGUUUUUGUGAAAGAAAAA
Molecule: messenger RNA, 1976 nt
Organism: Gasterosteus aculeatus aculeatus (three-spined stickleback)
Lineage: Eukaryota; Metazoa; Chordata; Actinopteri; Perciformes; Gasterosteidae
Gene: syngr2b
Product: synaptogyrin 2b
Cellular component (GO): neuromuscular junction; synaptic vesicle membrane
Source: RefSeq, a predicted model, not a curated record